Messenger RNA from Lingula anatina, 2543 nucleotides. RefSeq names its product ras association domain-containing protein 10. Gene Ontology annotation, biological process: signal transduction. NCBI's taxonomy places the organism in Eukaryota, Metazoa, Brachiopoda, Lingulata, Lingulida, Lingulidae. The record is from RefSeq and is a predicted model, not a curated record.
CGACUUCAACCAAAAAGGCAAUAGUUGGCAUUGUUCCUUCGACGAGAGCAGAAUGAACAGAUACGCCUCUUUUGUCUUUGCGACAAUGACGAAUGUCGUACUUUAUCUGACAAGCGACAUGGGACUGAAAAAAGGGUGUUUUUUUGGUGUCGGAAGUCCAUGUUUUAACACAAGUUACAUAGCUCAGAUGUCUGAAAGGCUCAUCAGCAGUUUUAAAUCGCAGGAGUUUGGCGUCAUUUGCGUACGCGGUAUACUGAUUCAGUGGGAAAGUAAUUUAGAGCGUGAGAAUCUCCAAUGUACUUAAACUGCAUAUUUUUUAUUUAAUAUCUUUUUUCAUUGAAUCACAAGGGUUCACGAUAAGGUUAUUGUUCGCACUCGUGUGGCAUUGUAUCAAUGUAUCCAACAUGUGACAAGAUAAUAGACUGUAUCAUUAUGACCAAUACACCUAUCCAAAGUUGUUGUCAGGGCUGAUGAUCAUAGUUCAUCAACGUCUAUAGACGUCACACGGUGUAGGGCAGUGGAAUAUCUAAUAUCAAUAUUGCAUGACAAAGAUGAUUGAUAAACCAACACAUUAUUUAACAUAUAAAAGAUAAGGAUAGAGUAGAACGUUCACAGAAAAGACGAUAUUUCUUGGAGUCCCUCGGUCUAGGGGAUGCGUUAAAUUCGAUAUUUUAUGACAACAGGAUGUUGAAUUGGACUUAAUCAAGAGUGAUAAUAUGGAUGGAAUCCCACCAGGUGCUCCAGAGAUCCCCGUACUGGUUGGUGGGUGUGAAAAAUGGGUGACAGGACUCACCAAGAGAACCACGUGCGAUGAUGUGAUCUACGCUCUCUUACAGACUGAAAGGAAUACUAACUCCUCCAUUGACACCCAAUCUUAUGUGGUCUUCGAACGAUGGAGAGACAUGGAAAGGCCCCUUCAGGGUCGGACCAAAAUAUUGAAGGUUUGGAGAGCGUGGGGCAAUGAGCAAGAGAAUGUGACGUUUACUAUGAGGAAAAUCAACUGUGUUAAAGAUUCGAGGGAAGUCAUAAAAUCUCGAAGGCAUCGUAAACCGGCCCGUGACAGAUCGGAAAAAUACGAUCGCAGGGACAGCUCUAGUUCUAGAGAGCGAAAUAGUGGUAGUCGGUCCACGUCCAAGGAGAAGGGACAGAGAGUCGACAGACACAAAAACGCAGCUAUAACGACUGCAUCUCCCUCUCGACUACAGACUCUAGAACAAUUGGUACAGAAAGUUAUAUCCCAGGAAAAAGUGAUACAGGAUCAAAUGGCUCGGCUCCGUGACACAGACAAAGAAAUCGAGGAACACGAAACCCUUCAGCACAUCCACCGGGUGCAAGAGAACGGAGAAAACUACGUGCAGGAUGCGUACCUCAAAAACAUAGCCGAGGACAGCUUGGAGGAGGUGUUCCAGGGAGUCACUCCAGAAAACAUGGAGACUUACGUGAAACUCCUGGAACAAUUAGUACAGUUGGACGACAUGAUUAACCAGGAGCAGACGAGAAUUGAGAACCUCUCGUAUCAAAUAUUGGAUGAAAGUACCACGGAGGCUCCAUCUUCAGAGAGCGACGAAAGCCGGUGGGUCCAUGACAGGAUGAGGCAGGGGAAGGGACAGUCGACUUCCGAGGUCCUACAGGAGGCCAACAUCCUCCGUACUGCCUUGAAGAGAAGUAUUUCUCUGAACUCGUCGCAGAGAACGGAAAUUGAACGGGUGAAUACUACGGUAAAUGACGUUGAAAUGCAAUUAAGGCUUAAACGAGAAUACCUCACAAGUUUAAUGGAAGAAAUAGAGGCGGAGGAAAACCUCGCUGGGGAAAAUUUUGACGAGGCGUUUGUAUCUCAGGACUAUCCACCAAACGGUGGUGUUUACGCUGGCGAGGUCGGUGACGAAUUUGACAUCUCCGGCGGCGAGGAAGUCAUUAGUGAUAAUUACUAUUCAACGACACACAUCCCAUAUGUCACUGUUCAUACUUGGGAAAACGUGUCAAAAUACAAAAACGAAGACAAUGACUCAAAUUCAGACACGGGACUGAGUUCUCUCCACAGCGAUGAGGCUACUCCGACGCCUAUCCUAGAAACCCUGGUCUGACUCAGUGAUUUGGUCAAUCAAAAUAUCUUAAACAUCUGGACAAACAUCGUGAAACGUUUAAGACCACCGGGACGCAUUGCCGUGAAUUACAAAUACUAUCAUGUUUAAUGGAUCAAAAUAACAUGAUCUAUGUGUUUUCCAAAUUGAAGUAUCCUAGCAGUCGUCUGUCAAAAUAGACCCUCGGUGUUAAACUGAGUUUAUAUCAACAUGCUCGGUUUCCUCAGAGCAGAUGCUAAAUCUUAGGCACUGGACAGUGUAUAAACUUUGCAACCGAACUAUGCAGUCAAUAUUGCAGGGACAUUUCCAUCUCCAUAUGUAAAGAGUCGAAAAUUUCUUGCUAAAUUUAACUUCAGCAGUUUGAAAACAUGACAACAAAGCGACAGUAUCACAAUGCGAUUUAUACAGCUGAUUUGUAAAGUAUGGUAAAUAUUCGUAUGAAUACAGUCUUUAUUUAUGUAA